Molecule: messenger RNA, 1470 nt
Organism: Kluyveromyces marxianus DMKU3-1042
Lineage: Eukaryota; Fungi; Ascomycota; Saccharomycetes; Saccharomycetales; Saccharomycetaceae
Gene: MEK1
Product: serine/threonine protein kinase MEK1
Exons: 1
Coding region: 1-1470 (489 amino acids)
Biological process (GO): protein phosphorylation
Molecular function (GO): ATP binding; protein kinase activity; protein binding
Source: RefSeq, a predicted model, not a curated record
AUGGAUAAUGUGUUGGGGCUUUUGGAGGUGCAGUAUGCUGAAGAUGGAGAGAGUUGUUCGGAGUUCAUACUGAAUCAUUUCCCGAUAGAGACCAAUUCGGUGCUAAGAUUGGGUCGUAACACACAGGAGUGUGUGUAUUCAGUGGACCAUCCAUCUGUGUCGAGCGUUCAUUGUAUUCUAUGGGGGAUACGGUUCGAUCCCGAGAGUAUUCCGUUGUGCUACAUCAAGGAUGUGUCUUUGAAUGGGACAACGGUGAAUGGAGAGGAGUUGGAAAGAGAUGUGCCUUAUUUGUUGGGCAACCAGGAUUUGAUUGAGCUUCCUAAUGGUGUAAGUUUUAAGUUUUCUUCGGUCAAGAGUGAGACUAUGUCGCAGUUUUUGGCCGGGCUCAGGGUGCAGAUGAAGUGGAAUACGUGGGAGAUAGUUCCGCGAAUUGUGGGUUCUGGGACGUUUGGACAUGUGCUAGUGGCAAAGAAAAAGCACGAGCAGAAAAAGAGUAGCAGCGCAACAACCAAAAAGCCGCCUUCGUACGCCGUGAAAAUCAUCAACACUUCCAAGACCCGCAUGGUGAAAGAGGCAUCGAUACUUGAGAAGUUGGACCACCCAAAUAUCAUCAAAAUACAUCAAUCGUGCGUGGAUUCUGUUGGAAACAUAUACAUUUUCCAGGACUUGAUAUCUGGCGGGGACCUUUUCUCGUAUUUGGCCAAGGGUGACUGUUUGGUUCCGAUUUCUGAAACCGAGUCGUUAAUCAUAACGUACCAAAUUUUGCUAGCCUUGAAGUUCCUACAUUCAAAUGGCAUUGUGCACAGGGAUUUGAAGCUAGACAAUAUCCUAUUGCAUACCCCUGAACCUUGUACCAAAGUCGUUUUGGCCGAUUUCGGUAUUGCAAAAGAGCUGUCGCAAUGCACCAAGGAGAGAAUGCACACCGUAGUUGGAACACCAGAGUACUGUGCUCCAGAAGUGGGAUUCAAAGCGGAUCGUAACGUGUACCGCUCCUUCAGCCGGACAGCAACGUUGGACCCAGAAAAUAUUGGCUACGAUUCAAAAUGCGAUAUUUGGUCCCUUGGUGUUAUAACGCAUAUAAUGUUGACCGGCAUAUCGCCGUUUUAUGGCGAUGGUUCCGAGGGAAGUAUAGUGAGAAGCGUUCGCAGUGGACACCUCAAUUUUAGUGCAAAACAAUGGAUCCCCAUCACAGACUCAGCCAAGAGCUUCGUAAGAAAAUGUCUUCAAGUUUCCACCCAGCAAAGAUGCAACGUGAAAGAAGCAUUGCAUCAAAUUUGGAUAGAAAAACACACUAGCCAACUAGAGAGAAUCUACAGAAAGAAGGUACUACAAGGCAGCUCAGAGCCCAUUAAAGUCGACGAAAACAUGGAUAUCUUUGCCUCAACGAAACAUAAACUGCCGAAAAGUGUCAAACUUUCUCCAGAAAAAAAUCCAAGCAAACGAUUGAAGCUUUUUUCAAAUAAGAUGUGA